This is a messenger RNA of Ziziphus jujuba (common jujube), 2003 nucleotides long. Its product is annotated as aldehyde oxidase GLOX. The transcript has a single exon. The record is from RefSeq and is a predicted model, not a curated record. NCBI's taxonomy places the organism in Eukaryota, Viridiplantae, Streptophyta, Magnoliopsida, Rosales, Rhamnaceae. Bases 53 to 1693 code for a protein of 546 amino acids.
UGGGUCCUUUACAACAUGAAAAGAUAUCGACGCUUUCAUAUCAAAGGAAACAAUGGCAGAACAGAGGUCGGUAUCCCUACUAAUGGCAAUCUGUUUAUGCUUCUAUUUUGCACAAGGCAACCAAGCCUAUGAGGGGAAAUGGAAGUUACUAAAGAAGAGUAUAGGAAUAUCAGCAAUGCACAUGGCAUUGUUACCAAACAACAAAGUCAUCAUGUUUGAUCGAUCAAACUUUGGUCCAUCAAAUAUUAGUCUUCCGCAAAGGAAAUGCCAAAAGGGUAUACUUUUAUCCACCGAUUGCUACGCUCAUUCCGUGGAAUUCGACCCAUCAAACCGCAAUGUCCGACCGCUCACCAUACUCACUGACACAUGGUGUUCCUCGGGUGCUCUGUCGCAGGACGGAGUUUUGAUUCAGAGCGGUGGGAGUGGAGCCGGUGAGCGAGUUGUUCGAUAUUUCAAGCCUUGCGUUGAAUGCGAUUGGGCAGAGGAUCCAAACGGUCUUAACGUCCCUCGAUGGUACGCUUCCAACCAGAUCCUACCCAAUGGGAAAACCAUUGUCGUCGGUGGGAGAUUCCAAUUCUCUUACGAGUUCAUUCCCAAAACCUCCCCAUCCGAUCAGAUUUUGUACCAGCUUCCUUUUCUUCGAGAAACAAGGCACUCUGCCAUGAUACCCAACAAUUUUUACCCCUUCGUGCACCUUUCGCCGGAUGGAAAUCUUUUCAUUUUCGCAAACGACCGUGCAAUCCUGUUAGAUUACAUCAAAAAUAAAGUGAUCAGAAAGUUCCCCGUAAUGCCAGGUGGGGUUUCAAGGAACUACCCGAGCACCGGCUCAUCUGUACUACUUCCUCUGAAUCUCUCGGGAAAAAGCAACGCUGGUUUUCCGGAAGCCGAAGUUUUGGUCUGCGGUGGGACAUUGCCGGAUUCGAAUGCAAAAGCAGCGAUGGGAGUAUUCAUUCCAGCUUCCAAGAGCUGUGGUCGGUUGAGAUUCACGGCGGAGAAUCCUACAUGGGAAAUGGAGGAAAUGCCAAGGAAGAGAGUAAUGGGGGACAUGAUUCUGUUGCCAACAGGGGACGUGCUCAUCAUAAAUGGUGCGGCCAAAGGAACCGCCGGUUGGAAUAUGGCUAGCGAACCGGUUCUCCACCCUGUGGUUUAUAGACCUUGGAGAAACAAUGCCAAAGCAGACCGGUUUGACAUUUUGAGCCCCGCCGACAUCCCUCGCCUCUAUCACUCAACAGCUCAUUUGCUGUCAGACGGUAGAGUUUUGGUGGGCGGUAGCAACCCAAAUUGGAAUUACAACUUCUCCACAGUCCAUCCUACGGAACUGAGUGUCGAAGCGUUUUACCCUCCCUAUCUGAGUCCAACAAAAUCUCGGCCAUUGAUAAGUUGGAUAAAGCCAGGAGUGGAGCUUGGUUACAAGCAGAAAAUUAACGUGGGAUUCAAAUCGAAGAAGAGACCAGGGAAGGUCUACUUAACGAUGGUGAGCCCGUCGUUCACCACACAUUCAUUUGCCAUGAAUCAGAGGCUGUUAGUUUUGGAUGCGGGCCCAGUAGUGGAAAGUGAGAAUUCAGCUGGGUCAAACUUUGUUGUUGAAGGUUUUGCUCCGGCGACGCCAGAAUUGGCACCGGCGGGGUACUAUUUACUGUUUGUGGUGGGUGACGAUGUGCCCAGUAGAGGAACGUGGGUCCGCAUCAAGUAGGAGUUUUUGACUCGCGUAAUUAUGUCCUUGGUCUUCUAAGGUAAUUUCAGUCCCUAGUCUUCUUAGGUAUUCCCAAUUAAUUAUUAGAGAAUAAAUGUUUUUUUUUUUUUUUAUUAUCCUUUUUUUUUCUUUUUUUUUUUUGGGGUAAAUUUAUUAUUAUAAUCUUUGGUUGUUUAUAAUUAAGAAUGAAAAUUCCGAACUGUAUAAAGCGUUGAAAAGGCCUUAUAAUGUUCCAGCCCCAUGGCUUGUCCAAUUACAUAAAAAAGCAUGUACGUUCGAUCAAAAAUUAUUCCAAACAUUUCUUUUGGCA